AUGUCGGCAUUUCAAAAAUCCCAUUCCUAUUUAAUUAGCGACGAAGAGAAAGCGGAAUCCGGAUCGAUCUCUUCCUUUGGCUCAAAAAGUUCCAUCAAGAGAAGCUCGUAUAAUGGUUAUCAAUACAUUGCUAUAAGUCCGGAUGGCACUCAGAUAGUAACAUUGAAUACCUCGACUCAUCAAUUAAAAUUAUGUAAACAUGAUAAUUUAUCAAAAUUUUACACCAUAAAUUAUGAUGAAUUUAAGAGUUACGAUAAGCCCUUGACAAAAAUAAAUUGGAGUUUAACGGUAUCUAAUGCAUUCACCUUGGCCGAUGGAACUGAAGACGUGUUGAUUGUUGUAUCUUGUUUUGAUGAUGAUGAUAUGAAAUGUAAUCAAAUUCCAGAUGAUGAAGUUGAAACCGUUUACAUGUAUGAUGAUAUGAAUAAACGUGUUGAAACGUCCACGUGGAUCAUUUCUUGUACACAACAUUCAAGAGUCUCCUCUUCAAUUAAUAAGAUGGGCGGUAUAGUUAAAUUCUUGGAUAUCAAAGAUGAUAACAUAUCCCAUUUGGUUCUUAUUAAUGCCCUUGGCAUAACUAAAUUCUCCAUAGAGCAUGAGACAAUCAGAGAAAUCAUUUAUAACGGGGGUGGGUUGCAUGAUGAUGGCUGGUCCAAUCACUUUUUCUCUAAUAAAUCAAUUCAAGAAUUUCAUCUUCCACCAAAAUUCUUUUUGGAAAUGCAAAGGUUUAAUGAAGAUGAUAUUACACAAGUUUUUGUGGUUUGGGAUCUAUUUAGCAGCUCGGAUUAUUGUGUCAGAAAAAUCGAUGACACAUCGCCACUCUUUCCCGAAAAACGUGAAAAUUUCGCCAACGCUUCUGGGAAUCUUUUUACCGUCACUGAACGAGGUGAUAUCAUUUCGAUAUUAAAAGAGUCGGAAAUAGUUAGGUUAUUGAAUCCCGUAAAUGAUUUUAUGGGUAAGACAAUUUCUCUAGAAAAAUUUCAUGCUGCUUCCUCCUUAUCAACGGAUUAUCAUUAUGUUUAUGAUUCCGGUGGAAACCUUUUGGACUUCAAUUCUGAAUAUAGUAAAAUUAUUAUUUAUAAUUCUGAACCUUGGGUACAUGAUAACCGUUACAAGCGUAUCUCAGCUUAUCUUGAUGAUAAGAAAUCCAUUCAAUUAAUCAUUGGAAAAUCAACCGUUCAAGUAUGGCGUAAAAGAAGGGGAGGGACCGCUGGGUCUUCACCUACGAGAAUUCUUGAAUUUAUUUGGGCUCAUUCUGAAACAGAUAAUCAAAAUAAAAUGGAAAUUCAAUCUCUGGCAAUUGGUAACAAGGAAUUCUCUUUAACGUUACGUAUCCCUUCCGGAAUUUCUCCCAAUCCUGAACCAAUUAAACUCGAAUGGCCCGAAAAGUCUUGGAAUGGAACUGACAAAGAAUUCACUGAUUUAGAGAUCGCUAUCGAAUGCACAAAAGGAGGUUAUCGUAAAGAUACGGUUAUAGUUAAAUAUUUAUUGGAUUAUUAUUCUGAUAAUGCAGCAAAAACUUCAAAUUGGAUGUUUACAGUUACCAAAGCAAUCCCUUUCCUCUAUAAAUAUCAAUUAGAAUUUUAUGUUAAAGAAUUAUUUCAAAAACCUUGUUUUGGUGCUAAUGAAGUUUACUUGGAAAAAUCUAGUAUUCGUAAUUCGGACAUGACCAAGAGCAGCUACAAGAAUAUCCACGCAUUAAAUGUAGAUUUGAGCCUUGUAAAGAGGGAAAAGAAUAAUUUUUUACAAAGAAUAAUUUCUCAAGGAAAGCAAAGUGGAAAGGAGACAAUUUCAAAUUUAGUGAACAAGGAAUUCAAAACUCCUUCCCUUAUUAAUCAAGUUUACAUGGUACCACUUCCGGAUUUCACCGUAUAUCCUGAAGGAAUUGAUGAUAAACGAGAAGAAUAUUGGAAGAUUCCCUUCAAACUCUUACGAUUAUUAAUUUGGCCACGCGGUCAUAUAAUCAAAAAAGAAGAAAAGUUGAGCCCAUUCUUGAGAAUGAUAAGGAAUGACAAUAGCGCAGCAAUUUAUGACAAUCCAUCAAUAGCCGCGGUAAUUGAUUUCAAAUGGAACGCCGCAAGAAAAUAUUUUUUAAGACAUGUGGUUGUUUACUUUGUAUUUGCAUUAACAUAUGCUCUAUUAACGAGUGCGAUUAAAGGUUCCAACAGGGUUAUAGCAAAAGUAGAAGCUUAUUUAGACGUAUAUCUUAUUAUAGCAAAUGUAUUUUUUUAUUGGUUGGGAUUUUAUAUAUUGAAUACUGAAAGGGUUCAAUUAAAAUAUGAUGGAUGGAAAAGAUAUUUCAGUGUUUAUAAUUUCUUUGACUUGUUUUCAGUCAUAUUGCCAUUAAUAACGGCCACCAUACAAAUUUUUGAGUUGGAACAAAGCCCACAGGACUUUCGAAAAUUCACCAUACUUAAUUCGUUCACAAUUUUAACAAUGUGGAUGGAACUUUUUUUGUUGUUACGGUACUUUGAAAAGGCUGGAGCUUACAUUUUUAUUAUUGUCAAAAUCUUGCAAGAAAUAACAUCCUUUUUGACCUUUAUUCUAUUGGUCGUCCUCGGAUUUGGACAUGCCAUGUUUGUUUUGCUAAAUAACACAUCAGACAUGAACCUUAAUGCGGAAGGCACUUCUUUCAAAAUCUAUGGUAACGAUGGAAAUCCUGUACCAGAUGGCGCUUAUGAAGAAGCAAAAGAAGUCGGUAGGCAUGCCGUAUUAAAAUAUCGAGCAGAAUUGAUCGCAGAUUAUGAAACAAUUGAUAAACCACUGGGAAAUAGGAAAGGGAACCCUCGAUAUAUUUAUUUCAUUGGAAAAUCCGAUUAUAUUGAAGAAUGGUUAGAAAAAGCCGAGAAAGCUAGGGAAAGUCAUAAGAAUUUCUUGGCCGAAAUUGACAACAGUAAUUCAUGGUAUUAUGAUGAUGACGAAGAUGACGAAGAAACAAUGUAUUAUUGUCAUACACCUCGUACCCCACAAGACCUUUCUUAUGGAUACUCCAUCUCAAGUGGUGCUUCAAGUGUUGAUUCGAUUUCUAUCAAUUCGCAAAGAACGGAACGACAAGUUCCAUUGUCUAUAAAUUGGUUUGUUGAUGAAGAUGAAAGAGUUAAGGAUAAAUCAUCAAAUGACCAUAAUCAUAAAAGUAAAGAGGAAGUUAAAACGUUGCAAGAUAAAGUUCAGUCAAUGGAACAAGAUAUUAAAUAUUUAAUAACUUUAAUACAAAAUCAAAAAUAG
Messenger RNA from Funneliformis caledonium, 3225 nucleotides. Lineage: Eukaryota; Fungi; Glomeromycota; Glomeromycetes; Glomerales; Glomeraceae. The record is from the annotation of a GenBank genome assembly.